CCCGCCGCUGGGAAGUCCUGAGGAGGGCCUCCAGGGCCAGGUGAGGAGCAGACAGGACAGUCUGCCACUGGCUCCUUGGCGGAGGCCACUCCAGGGAGGGUCAGGCCAGAAAAUCCACCAGCCUCUGCUGCUUGUUGGCCAUGGGCGAACUCCCCUUUUUGACUCUUGGGGAGUCCUCAGAACUCCAAGUAAACAGAAGCUCCCAGUGCUCCCUAGAGGAGGUUCCUGCAAAGCCUCGACACAGCCUGGGCAUUUUCCAUGCCUCGUACAGUGUCAGCCACCACGUGGGGCCCUGGUGGGACAUUGCAUCUCGCCGACAGAAGUGGACCAGGCAGAUCCUCAAAGAUGUCUCCUUGUACGUCGAGAGCGGGCAGAUCAUGUGCAUCUUAGGGAGCUCAGGCUCAGGGAAAACCACGCUGCUGGACGCCAUGUCCGGGAGGCUGCGGCGCACAGGGACCCUGCUUGGGGAGGUGUUCGUGAACGGCCAGGAGCUGCGCAGGGAGCAGUUUCAGGACUGCUUCUCCUACGUCCUGCAGAGCGACACUCUGCUGAGCAACCUCACUGUCCGCGAGACGCUGAACUACACGGCACUGCUGGCCAUCCGCCACGGUUCCCAGAGCUUCUUCCAGAAGAAGGUGGAGGCAGUCAUGACGGAGCUGAGUUUGAGCCACGUGGCAGAUCAACUGAUUGGCAACUACAGCUUUGGGGGAAUUUCCCAUGGCGAGAGGCGCCGGGUCUCCAUUGCAGCCCAGCUCCUCCAGGAUCCCAAGGUCAUGCUGUUUGAUGAGCCAACCACCGGUCUGGACUGCAUGACUGCAAAUCAGAUCGUCGUGGUCCUAGCAGAGCUGGCUCGCAGGGACCGCAUUGUGAUCCUCACCAUCCACCAGCCCCGCUCUGAGCUCUUCCAGCUCUUUGACAAAAUCGCCAUCCUGAGCUGUGGAGAGCUGGUUUUCUGUGGGACACCGGUGGAAAUGCUUGAUUUCUUCAGUGGCUGUGGUUACCCUUGUCCUGAACAUUCAAACCCUUUUGAUUUUUAUAUGGACCUGACAUCGGUGGAUACCCAAAGCAAAGAACGGGAAAUAGAAACCUACAGAAGAGUCCAGAUGAUUGAAUCUGCCUACAAAGAAUCAGCAAUGUAUCACAAAACCCUGGAGGCUAUUGAAAGAACAAAACACCUGAAAACAUUACCAAAGAUUCCUUUCAAAACCAGAGAUUCUCCUGGAGCCCUUUCUAAACUGUGUGUUCUCUUGAGGAGAGUGAUGAGAAAUUUACUGAGAAAUAAGCUGGCGGUGACGAUGCGUCUCACUCAGAAUCUGAUCAUGGGUCUGUUCGUCAUUUUCUUCCUUCUACAACUCGGGAAGGAUGUGCUGAAGGGUGCCAUCCAGGAUCGCGUGGGUCUCCUGUACCAGUUUGUGGGUGCCAUGCCAUACACAGGCAUGCUCAAUGCUGUGACCCUGUUCCCCGUGCUGCGUGCGGUCAGCGACCAGGAGAGCCAGGACGGCCUGUACCACAAGUGGCAGAUGCUGCUGGCCUACAUGCUGCACGUGCUUCCCUUCAGCGUCAUUGCCAGCCUCAUAUGCUGCAGUGUGUGCUACUGGACUCUGGCCUUAUACCCCGAGGCUGCCAGAUUUGGAUAUUUCUCUGUUGCUCUCUUGGCCCCCCACUUAAUUGGUGAAUUUCUAAGCCUUGUGCUACUUGGCGUGAUCCAAAACCCAAAUGUGGUCAACAGCGUGGUGGCCCUGCUCUCCAUUGCUGGGGUGCUUAUGGGCUCUGGCUUCGUGAGAAACAUACAAGAAAUGCCCAUUCCUUUUAAAAUCCUCGGUUAUUUUACAUUCCAAAAAUAUUGCUCUGAGAUUCUCGUAGUCAAUGAGUUCUAUGGACAGAAUUUCACUUGUGGCAACUCAAACGCUUCUGUGUCAACUAACCCAAUGUGUACCAUCACUCAAGGAGCUCAGUUCAUUGAGAGAAACUGCCCAGGUGCAACAUCCAGAUUCACAGCAAACUUUCUCAUUUUGUAUUCAUUUAUCCCAGCUCUUGUCAUCCUAGGAAUAAUUGUUUUUAAAAUAAGGGAUUACCUCAUUAGCAGAUAGUAAAGGACACUGCUACGAAAUGGAACUUAAGCUCCUAGAUAUACAUGACUGCUUUGAAUUUCUUAAGUAAGAAUGCCACAUGAUUCUCAGUAGCACAUUGUAAGUCUUUUAACCAUUAAGACUCCAUCUGUGCCCAUUGGAUCCAUGCAGGCCUGAAAUGCUAUUCCAACUUGGAGGGACAUGUAUUAUUUGGAAAUUGUGACGGAGCAGGUUCAAAGAUGUAAAUAAUAAUUCAUAAAGUUAUGGGAGACUAG
Molecule: messenger RNA, 2344 nt
Organism: Dama dama (fallow deer)
Lineage: Eukaryota; Metazoa; Chordata; Mammalia; Artiodactyla; Cervidae
Gene: ABCG5
Product: ATP binding cassette subfamily G member 5
Exons: 13
Coding region: 141-2090 (649 amino acids)
Biological process (GO): cholesterol homeostasis
Cellular component (GO): plasma membrane
Molecular function (GO): ABC-type transporter activity; ATP hydrolysis activity; ATP binding
Source: RefSeq, a predicted model, not a curated record